This is a messenger RNA of Trichosporon asahii var. asahii CBS 2479, 1974 nucleotides long. RefSeq lists its product as uncharacterized. The record is from RefSeq and is a predicted model, not a curated record. Lineage: Eukaryota; Fungi; Basidiomycota; Tremellomycetes; Trichosporonales; Trichosporonaceae. Bases 1 to 1974 code for a protein of 657 amino acids. The transcript has 4 exons.
AUGAACACCGCCAACACCUCCCAAGACGAUGCCGACACCAGUCCCGGAACACGAAAACGACGCACCUUGCGUGCUUGUGAUGACGGUCAGCAACAGCAGCAGCAGCAGUCAUGGAAUGCUGGGGCUUCAAACACGGAGGAAGGCCAAGAGCCCCCGAGAAGCAAGCGCCGGCAAAGCACACCUUCCCCCGACGGACAGCCGCGUAGCCGGGCGCAGCAGCGUCUUCCUUUGCUUGGCCUUCCGCCCCCACUCGUCGACCAGCUUCUCGCCGUCUAUUUCACGCAUGUUCACACCGGCUGCGGCGACAAGAAUCUGGCGUUCACGUAUGCCGGACGAGCUUGCUGCAUGGCUCUCAGCAUGGGCCUCAACUUGGCACCCGCCCAGCCCGAGUCCCCCGUGGAGGCAGAGACUCGAUCAAGGGUUUAUACGUUGGCCGAGGAGACGGGGCGCUCGAUCCUCCUCCCCUACCGCCGGAGCUCGACACCCCUGCCGUCCAUGACAGAGGCGGACGAGUUUGAGCUGUGGCCCCCGAUCCCGUCCUCGUCUCAACCUCUUCCGGAAAGUGUACAGCACUUGACCCCAAGAAGGGGCUAUGUCAUGAGCUGCUUCGUGUGGACUUGCUAUCUUGGCAUGGUAGUCGAGGGGAUCCUGGAGCUCGACGUUCCUGGGCCACCCAGGCCCCGGCCGAGUGAAACACCUUGGUUCAACCAAUGGUCGGCGGAGAAGCUCGAAGAGGAGCGCAAGCAAGUGGUCACGACCGCAGCACGGAUAGCCCGAGAGCUGGAGUCCUGGCGCAAUGCACUGCCGCCGUACCUCGAGGUCGAUCUGCAGGCUAGCCCGAUGCCGCAUCUGACUAUCAGCUUAGCCGUGAGUUACGCUGCUAGUGAAAGAACUGACGGUCAGUGGUACGAGACCGCACAGAUCCUGUUGUACUCGCACUUCAUCAGAAGCGGGCCGUUGCCCGAAGUGCUUACGCCCGAUGCGUCGGCCGAGCACGAGCUCAUCUCGAAAGCGCACAGCACGUGCACCGCCGCAGCGGAGAAGUGCGCAGACUUCAUUUCGCACCUGGAUAAGCACAGACUGCUCUCAGUGACGAGUGCGGAUAUCAUCCACAUUCUCGGCCUGGUGACACUGUACGAGGCAUUCGAUGCCUCGGACCCUGACGAGGAGCUGGCGCACAGGGCGAAACUGACGUUUGCGCAAUGCUGCAUCUGGCUACGCGACUGCAGCAGUGCGUGGCCGGCGGCAUCGGCGCACAAGGUCUUCUUCGAGGGCCUGAUCCAGGGCGGAAUCAAGCUGAGCUCGACGAUUCAUGAAACGGAGAGCUCGCCGCAGCCGCUCGACGCGGGUCUGCGAGGGCUGGGCAACAAGCUCCGCUCCCCGCGGGCGGACUUUGACACGACGCUGCCGCCGCUGGGGCGCAGCAGCCUGUUCCAACUGCCGCAGUUCUACUGGAACCAGCUGUCGAAUGCGAUCCCCGGGCAGAGCACGGCCACAUUCUCCGCUGAGGGCAACGUGCUCGGUAUUGCGCAGAGCCCCGACAUGCCCUUCAUUCCGCCGGCCCUGUCGCCCGAGUCGCAGAACCAGCAGACGGACAUGUCGCCGUACCAGCGGCAGAACGACUCUGCUCCGCAGCAAGAGUGGCACAAGCAGCAACAGCAACAGACGCAGCCGCAGCAGCCACCCCAGACUCAACCGCAGCAGAACCAGCAACAGCCGCUUCAGCAGCAGCCCCAGCAUCAUCACCACGGCCACCACCACCAUCAGCAACAUCACCAACCGCAUCAGCAGCAGCAGCAGCAAACCAACCCGGCGCAGAACGCGAUGCAGCCAAACCAGUUCUUCGACAUGGUGAACUUCAACCAGUCGUGGAACAGUGGAGGUAUGGACGCGAACCUGGGUGCGUCGAUGGACAACAGUGCUGUCUACUCGGCGCUCAUGAACUUUAUGGUCGAGGCGGCGCGGUCCCGUUAG